This is a messenger RNA of Eleginops maclovinus (Patagonian blennie), 8287 nucleotides long. It is a transcript of the gene sec16a, whose product is annotated as SEC16 homolog A, endoplasmic reticulum export factor. Gene Ontology annotation, biological process: autophagy; Golgi organization; COPII vesicle coat assembly. NCBI's taxonomy places the organism in Eukaryota, Metazoa, Chordata, Actinopteri, Perciformes, Eleginopidae. Gene Ontology annotation, cellular component: endoplasmic reticulum exit site; ER to Golgi transport vesicle membrane. The record is from RefSeq and is a predicted model, not a curated record.
GAUGUGUUCAUUGAAGAUGGUGGCGGUGUGUCAGACUCACUGUCCUGCACAUUUCGUCGCCUGACUUCAGUCUCUUCAGCUACGUCUUCGAGAGUGACCUGGUCCUCGGGCCUUUUAGCUCCACAGCCAUGCAGCCCCCUCCUCGGACUGGCCCUCCAGGAGCCUCUGGCGGCCCUCCAGGAGCCUCUGGUGGCCCUCCUCCUCCUUCUGGGUCCAAUAUGUUCCGCAGGACCAGGCCUCUCAAGCACUCGGCAGCAGCUACUGCCCCAAUGGCACCUGCUACUCAACCCAUGACAAACCCUUUUGCUUUUGUUAGAGCUCCUCCCCCUAUGGCUGCAGGUGGUCUCCCAACAAUUCCUAACAGCAACCUUCCACCAAUGCAGGCCCCACCAAACACCAUGUACUCGCAGGCUGGCUCAGCGCUUCCUCCACAACCGCAGACUCUGGAGGGGGCCUCAGCCGCUCCCCCACCAGGGGGACUCUGUCCAACGGGGGUGACUCUGGUCAACCCUCACUGUAGCAGCCCCGGUGUUUACUCAGCGCCCGGCCCGGCAGGAUAUGCAACCUCACACAGUGAACAGGGCUAUUUUAAUUCAACGGAUCAGACACCAUCUAUGGCCGCGGAACCUCCGCACACAGCGGCAGCCCCCGCAUCCAGUCAGACACCUUUUAACCAGGAGUAUCAAGGACGGCCCCCUUCUCAGCCUGUCCCCUUCCAGCCGGUGCCUCCCACCUCCUCCUAUUCCCAGUGGGCCCCUGAUCACGGGAGUCGCCCUCCGUCAGUGCAGAACUAUUUCCAGCCUACUAGCGACCCACCGCCACAACAUUUUAAUUUACCUCCGCAGACCCAGAUGUACCCUUCCCACACCCCGUCACCUCAUCACAAUGCCCCCACCCCUCCGACACAACCUGCGCAUCCCCAGUCUCAAGCUCCGUUUCCUCCCCAGAACCCUGUAAACCCCCCCAGCUCUCAAUGGCCCGACCCAAAUGCACCGCAGCAGCAUAACUCUCACUUCCAAACUCAGACCUACUUCAGUCAGAGCUCUGCCCCCCAGGACUUGUGGUUCAACAUGCCUCCGCAGGACUCAGGCUACCACCAAAUGGGGACCGGCCUGGCCCAUCCACAGCCCCAGCCCGAGUCUGCUGCAUCUCAACAUGCGUCCAACACUGGGGCUAGUUCUGCUCCAGUUGCAUACUCGCAGGAGUCCGGUUCCCUCUCGAUGUUCUUCAAAGACAGCGAUGUGGAAAAUGAAGAAAGUCUGGCUGGGGAUAGAAAUAAAGCUGUAAACGGUAUUCCUGGAUCCUCGCAGCAACACAGCCACCCCGGGCAACCAGAUGCUCCUCUGCAGGAUCACUCACACCUACCAUACAUGAACGAAGGCAGCCACGCACCACAAGCCAGUGCCCAGAAGCCCCCUGAUCCACAGUAUGACCACGUGGAGAAUUUGGAGUGUGUCCCAAACCAGGAAGUACUACCCAGUGAAAUGCAUGGCAGCCCCCCCGUUGCCAUUGCUGCGGCCCAGGGAGUAGACCAGUAUGAAACUGGGCCAAACCUGGAGACUCCAGAUUCGAUUCCACGUCCCAUUAGAUCUGCCAGUGUGUCCUCCAACUACAGCAACAUGAGCCAUGGCAGUGGGAGCGGGACCCGCCGGCCUCAGGGGGUUGUGGGAACCUUUAUCCAGCAGGAGAUUCCUCGUCUCACUGAGGACGCUCACCUGCCUGCUGCCACCGGAGGCUACUUUGAGCAGAUUGACUCUUCCCCAGCUGCAGCUAUGGUUGCACCUCAGAGCCCCCAUGAGCAGAUGUGGGCCCCCACACCCAGCCCUCCCAAACCAACCGGCAUCUUCCAGGCCAGCGCCAACAGCUCCUUUGAACCUGUGCGCUCACAUGGAGUAGGGGUGCGCCCUGCUGAGGUUGACAGGGCUAACGUGGUAGCGGAAGGCGGGGCUGAUGCUGCGUCUGGAAACCUGGAGCAGCCGCCGGAUAAUAUGGAAAAUAUUUACGGCCAAGGACAUCCUUCGCCUGCUGGGCCUGGAAGUGGUGUUCCUCAUCUUCCUCACCCAGUGCUCCAUCCUCACUCUCGACCUUCAUCCCGGGCUUUUGGCGCCAGUAGGCCCUGUGAGAGCCCGGCCACCACUCUGUGGGCCCCGCAUGAUCCUGCUAGCUUGGGCGCUAACAUUAUCCUGGCCCCCGCUGCCCCCACAGUUCUCGCCCCUUUACGAGAGCCCAGUGCGGACGUGAUCCAACCUCCAGAGGACGGCCCUCUGGACCUGCAUCCCCUGCAGAGAACCCAACCACAGCAGCACUCAGAAAACCUCGAGAACCCCCCACAGGUGAGUGAGGUGGAGCCAGCUGACCCUCAUGGCAACCUGGGCUAUGCUUCUCUCCUUGUGGCCGACUCGAUCCAGCAGCCGGUUUUGAUUGCCCCGCCUGUGUCCAGUUACGGCGUAAUUCCCCCCAGUACCACUGCUCAAGCACCAAGCCUUAGGGAGACCACCCCCCCUGUUAGACCACUCCCACAGGGACAGGGUGCCAGUAUCUCCCAACCACCUCCAGUGACCUCUAAUCAGAAUCCAUUGUUCACGCCUGGACCUUUAAGCUUCUAUCCUCCAACUUCUAACCAGGGCCCGCUCAAUCUGACACGAGACUAUGCCGAGCCGGUGACGUCAGACCUGCCUCAGUCUCUGCCUGCCCGCCCUCCUCUCUCAAGGAGCCAAUCAUUUGUUGGAGAAAGCUACUCUGCUCUCCAAAUUAAUCCACAAGCUUCUCUGGCGGCCGAUCCUGUCUCUAAUCAUAAUCAGCCUUCAAAUUACGAACUGCUUGAUUUUUCUAUGCACCAAUCACAAGCUCCACACCAAGCCCCUCAGCACGAGUCUCCACAGUCUAGUAAUGGAUUUUACCUACAGGUCACCAAAGACGCUCAGCAAGGAGGAAGAGCGAUGGGGAAUGUCCCGGUCCAGAACCCCGCCUCUUCUUCUUCUUCUUCUACCCCACAGGUACCACCGGCUCCCCCUCAAGCAGCUGCAAACAUCCAGCCUCCUCCAGCUGAAGCUCCACAAACAUCUCAGGCUGCACUGCCGGGACAAAAUUAUGCGGCUCCUGUUCCUGUGAGUGCAGCACCCCCUUCCCAGGACCAGUAUCCACCUCCAGCACAAGCACCUGCUGCAGGUAGGGCUCCUCCCCCUGCGGAUACAUACCCUCCCGGGCCUCGAGGACCUGCACCUCCAGUAGCUCCCCAGCCUGCCCCUGGUGAGCCCCCUCGACCCCCCUCCUCUGCAGGCAGCCAGCAAGGCUAUGGGCCCCCUGCUCCUCCAGGGCCAGGGCAGAUGUAUGGUGGCUAUUAUGGUAAUUAUGGGGAAUACCCGGAUGGCAGAGCACCUUAUCCUCCUGGCCAGUACCCACCUCCACCACCCGGGGAUCCUAGAGCUCAGCAAUAUUAUCCAGAUGGUUCAUACAGGGGCAGAGCAGAUCCGUGGUACGGCAGAUAUGACGCACAGACGGCAGCCUAUCGGGAUCCAAACUACCAGUACAGAGAGCCUCCGCCGGAGAGACCCAGCUCUAGAGCCAGCCAGUACUCCGACCGCUCCUCAUCCAGGCAAGGCUAUCCUGAAGCAAACCAAAGUGCAUACAAUGAAUAUUAUGCAGAGUACGCCAAGCACUAUGAUUAUGGAGCGUACAACUAUGGAGCGUAUGACCCGCGAUACCGAGGAUACUAUGAUCAGGCCUACUGGGCUAAUUAUGAUGAAAGCUACAGAGGCAGAGAAAACUACUAUAAUCCCCAACAACCGUACCCUGCCAGGAAGGAGGGCUACGAGGAUCAGUGGCGGUACUACCCCGGUUAUGAUGCCAGUUUUGAUGAUGAUUACCGUCGCCGUGGAGAAGCGUACGGGGAUGAUUUCGACCGGCGCAGUGUUCACAGUGAGCAGUCGGCGCACAGCGUGCACAGCGCCCACAGCAACACCAGCCGGCGGAGCAGCUUCAGCUCGCGGUCACAGCAGAGCCAGGUGUACAGAAGCCAGCCUGACCUGGUGUCAGCUGUGUAUGACACCACAUCUUCCACUCUGGCUGUGGACUACUCCUACGCACAGUACCAGAAUAAGGCCGAUGCCACACAGAACUACAGCGGGUACCUCUACCCCUCUGAGUACAACGAAGACAGCACCUGGACCGCCCCCGAGCAACCUCCUCCUCGUCCUGCAACCCCAGAAAAGUUCAGCAUGCCCCACCGCUGUGCCCGCUUUGGACCCGGUGGUCAUCUGGUCCAAGUCCUGCCAAAUCUGCCCUCAGCUGGACAGCCUGCUCUCGUUGAUAUCCACAACCUGGAGACGAUGCUGCAAGAUACCCCUGAACAGGCAGAACUGCGAGCUUUCCCCGGCCCUCUUGUGAAGGAAGAGACUCAUAAGGUGGAUGUGAUCAAGUUCUCUCAGAACAAAGCGCUGGAGUGCGCUCGAGACAACAACCUCCUGGAUCGGGACUCUGCCCGCCUGCUGUGGGAGUUCAUUAUGCUGCUCUGCAGACAGAACGGGACGGUGGUCGGCACGGACAUCGCUGACCUCCUGCUGAAGGAGCAUCGCUCCGUCUGGCUCCCGGGGAAAAGUCCCAACGAAGCCAACCUGAUAGAUUUCAACAACGAGCCGCUGGCCCGAGCCGAGGAGGAGCCGGGAGCCGGGCCGCUGUCCCUCCUCUCCGACACUUUCAUGAUCGUCCCAGAAAACCUGGGCAAGGAAACGGAACGCUUCAGAGAGCUGCUGCUGUUUGGCCGCAAGAAGGAUGCACUAGAAGCAGCUAUGAAGGGGGGCCUCUGGGGCCACGCCCUGCUGUUGGCCAGUAAGAUGGACAACAGGACACACGCACGCGUCAUGACGAGGUUUGCCAACAGUCUGCCCAUCAAUGACCCCCUGCAGACGGUGUACCAGCUGAUGUCAGGGAGGAUGCCGGCCUCAGCCACUUGCUGUGGAGAGGAGAAGUGGGGAGACUGGCGCCCUCACCUGGCCAUGGUGCUGUCUAACCUCACACACACUCUGGACCUGGAUACCCGCACCAUAAGCACCAUGGGAGAUACUCUGGCUUCCAAGGGGCUGAUCGAUGCGGCUCAUUUCUGCUACCUGAUGGCUCAGGUGGGUCUGGGAGUUUACACAAAGAAGAGCACUAAGUUGGUUCUGAUUGGCUCCAACCACAGUUUGCCCUUUUACCAAUGUGCGACCAAUGAAGCUAUCCAGAGGACGGAGGCUUAUGAGUACGCUCAAUCUCUGGGCUCCCAGCCCUGCUUACAACCCAAUUUCCAGGUGUUCAAGUUGAUCUAUGCAUGCCGCCUGGCUGAAGCCGGUCUGAGUGCUCAGGCCUUCCACUACUGUGAAGUUAUUUCUAGGACUAUCCUCAUGCAGCCUUCCUUUUACUCUCCUGUGUUCAUAAGCCAAUUAAUACAGAUGUCAGAAAAGCUGCGAUUCUUCGAUCCACAACUGAAGGAGAAGCCUGAGCAGGAGCUGUUUGUGGAGCCUGGAUGGCUGAGCCACCUCAGGCAGCUGGACGGGCAGAUGAGGACGGGGGUGAUGACCUACAGUGAAGACCGAGCCCCUUCCUCUCAGUACGACUGCAGUAGCCCCAGCUCUGACCUGGACCAGCUCAGUCCGUCAGAACCGUACAACAUGCCGGUUGAGAUGGACGGCCCCGCCCCUGACAACCAGUUGAUGAGCUCUUUACUACCCGGGCCCCCGCAGCAGGGAGUUCAGCUGAUGCCUCCAGCUCCCACCUCUAUCCUCCAAGACGGGAUGGCCCCUCCUCAGCAUUUGCAAUCCAACGAUGUUCCCCAGUUCUACCCGGUCCCCCCCAGCAGACCCCAAGGCCAGAUGCCCGCUUCCCCAAGCUACACUCUGCAGGACCCCGGCUUCGCCCCCCUUCCCUUCCAGCCUCAGCCUGAGCAGAUAGAGAUGUUCCCGGGGGCCCAUCAGCAGCCCCUGCCUCCUCAAAUGUACCAAACGUCCCCACAUGUACCGCACUCCCCCAUACAGAUGAACCCCCUGCCCCUGCAGAUGCCUCAGCACAUGCCCCCCUCUCCUAUGCACAUGCCCCCCUCUCCUAUGCACACGUCCCCUGUGGAACAGAUAACUCAUAACCUCCCCGAGAUGCACCAAAUAUCCUCCUCCCCCCCCCGGAGCUCCUUCACCCCACAGAGGGACUUCUACGACCAAAUGGCGACAAUGGGUCCAGGGAGGAGGUCCAGGACGGUUUCACAGUCUUCAAUGCAUAUGCCUCCGGGGCGUCGCUCUCGCACCACCUCUGAGUCUUCCACCCACUCUGGAGGAAGAGACCGGAGCAACUCGGCUGUGAAGCAGGCCUCUCCUCCCCCACCCUCCAUCCCUGAACAGCCCCGCAAAGAGGAGGCCAAGAGAGCCAAGAAGAACUCCCCGAAGAAGGGGGGAGGUGGUGGAGGAGUCGGUGGCUUGCUGAGCUGGAUCAUUAGGAAGGGGAAGAACGAGGCUCACCUGCCAGACGACAAUGACAAAUCUAUCGUUUGGGACGAGCAGAAGCAGAGAUGGGUCGACAUAAACGAGCCUGAAGAGGAGAGGAAGCCCCCUCCUCCUCCCCCCUCCUGCUUACCCAAGAUGCCUCAGAUGCCUGGGCCCACCUCCCCACCGAGUGGGGGUCCGCCUGUAAACAUGUUCUCCAGGAGGGCAGGCACAAAGAGCAGAUAUGUGGAUGUUCUGAACCCCAGCAGAGCUGCUCAACCUGGAGGAUUAGCCCCCGCUCCUGCAGACAUCUUCGCUCCUCUGGCACCCAUGUCCAUGCCUGCUAACCUGUUCGUGCCUAGCUCAGCUCCUGACUAUCAACAGCCUCUGGAGGGCAGUGAAGGAGGACAUCAAGAGCAGAACUCGCCAAACACCAACGCUGCUCCACAGAUGUUCAACCCCACGUUGUUACCCCCCGCUCCAGAAGGUCAUCCUGUGCCUGACGGCUCUCAGUCCGGGGAGCUCUCACGUUCUAGCUCAAUGAGUUCUUUAUCACGCGAAAGCCCCCCUGCCCCCGGACCUCCACCUGCGGGAGGUGUCACCUUUUAUAACCCUGCACAGUUUACACAGACGAGUGCACCGUCGGGAGGUGGACACCGCCCCGGGCGUUUGGGCGGACAGCGGCAGUACCCAGUUUCAAAAUAACCCCCCCCCCCUGCAGAGGGAUUGUGAAAACAGACUUGUUGUUGGAUGGAGUGAAAUCCUCCCUGGAAGUAAUGAAGCACAUGGACCUACUGCUCUCUGCCUAAAGGACCCUUCCUACUGCUGUAAGAACAUUUCUUACACGGCCCGCAACGAAGAAGAGCAUAUUCAGUCUCCAUCUAUCGUUAACCACUCCUCCUUCAGUUCAGUAAUCGUCACUGGUGAAUUUUAAACAGGCUUGUGAAGGGGGAUUUCUUCCUGCGUCCACACAGGAAACAGACCGUUAGAUUUUAGGCUUGUACCAUGGAUGCUUUCAUACAAAAACAGAAAAAAUCCACAUGUUGCUCCCCUCAGAUCUAACACUGUUAACAGAAUGAUCAACACAUGUUUUGGUUUUCCUCUUUGUGUCUGAAGUCCAAAUGUUUGAUUGCUUGUAUGUGUGAUGGAUAAAAAGAACGACAGUGGCACCUUUUUUAAUUUCAGACUGUGGACUCAUUCUGUCUGGCGUCCCUUUUCAGUUAUUCAGAGUUUCAGAUAUUUAUUUAAAUGUCCUCCUGCCCAUAAUUGACUCUUGACUUUUAAGAUGUGUCUGGGUCUUUCGUCCAAGAAAGGCUGCAGUUUGACGAUAUCACCGAAAAGAGGGCUUUUCAGAACAGCUGGAAUUGGAAUUAAAACUGUUUUAAAUGUUGCUUAAAAGAAAUCUAUCCAAAUAUUUGUAUAUCAGAUUGAUUGUAUUUAUGAGCUGUAGGCGCAAGUGUGUGUGUGUGUGUGUGUGUGUGUGUACUAAUUUUUUCUGAUUAGCUUUGAAGAAAUGCAUUUAUGAUUCACCAGAGAUGAUCGUUUGUAUCGGCCGCUUCUGCAGACAAAUAAAUCUUUAUCUAAAUUGUGAAAAGAGUUACUUGUACUCAAAUACUUCCUUGUCAUUUUAAAUUUACAGAUGUGAUUUUUAAUUUGAAUAGUUACAUCCCAAAUGUUUGAUUUAAUGAUUUUGUAGACAUCCAGUUAUGAUUUUUUUUAAACUUCCCCUUUUGUUUCAAGGGAAAUCGUUUUUUCCCCGUUGUUUAGAAUGUGUCUUUGACAUAAAACAGUGAAAACAAAAUGGUAAUAAAGUUAUUUUUGAGCUCUGUAGCACUUUGAAA